UCCCCAAAGGUCCUCAGUCUUUGGUCAUCCCCUGCACUGUCUGCAGUCUCUGGUUAUCUGUACUAUGUCCACAGUCUCUGGUCAUCUCCUGUACUAUGUCCGCAAUCUCUGGUCAUUCCCUGUACUGUGUCCGCAGUCUCUGGUCAUCCCCUGUACUGUGUCCGCAGUCUCUGGUCAUCUCCUGUAUUGUGUCCGCAGUCUCCGGUCAUCUCCUGUACUAUGUCUGCAGUCUCUGGUCAUUCCCUGUACUAUGUCCACAGUCUCUGGUCAUUCCCUGUACUAUGUUCGCAGUCUCUGGUCAUUCCCUGUACUAUGUCCGCAGUCUCUGGUCAUUCCCUGUACUGUGUCCGCAGUCUCUGGUCAUUCCCUGUACUAUGUCCACGGUCUCUGGUCAUUCCCUGUACUAUGCAGUCUCUGGUCAUCUCCUGUACUAUGUCUGCAGUCUCUGGUCAUUCCCUGUACUGCGUCCGCAGUCUCUGGUCAUUCCCUGCACUGUGUCCGCAGUCUCUGGUCAUUCCCUGUACUGUGUCCGCAGUCUCUGGUCAUCUCCUGUACUGUGUCCGCAGUGGGUCCUCAUCUC
Messenger RNA from Staurois parvus, 580 nucleotides. The record is from the annotation of a GenBank genome assembly. Lineage: Eukaryota; Metazoa; Chordata; Amphibia; Anura; Ranidae.